Metopolophium dirhodum (rose-grain aphid) is the source of this 647-nucleotide messenger RNA. Its product is annotated as small integral membrane protein 20. NCBI's taxonomy places the organism in Eukaryota, Metazoa, Arthropoda, Insecta, Hemiptera, Aphididae. The transcript has 3 exons. Gene Ontology annotation, biological process: mitochondrial respiratory chain complex IV assembly. The record is from RefSeq and is a predicted model, not a curated record. Gene Ontology annotation, cellular component: mitochondrial inner membrane. The coding region runs from base 146 to 370 and encodes 74 amino acids.
AUGAUAAUAUAAUCCAAUGAGAUAGUAUUAAAAUAUUCUUUUCAAAUAAUUAAUAAUAUUAGGUACCUAUAUUAAUUAUUUUAUUGAUUUAGUUUCUUUUUUACUAAAAAGUUAAGUAAUAUAACUUGAAUAACUUUAAGUUUGAAUGUCUCAGCUAAAAGGAUGGAAGUAUGUUGCAUUCCUAUCAGCUUUUGUUGGCAGCAUAGGAAUAGCAACUUACCCAAUCAUUAUUUAUCCAAUGACGCACGUUGAAGAUUAUAAAAAGUCACAAGAACUAAACCGUGCACAGUUAGAUCAAUCUAGAAUAAGGCCUGAAGCUGCUGGAAAUAUGAACAAAUGGACUGAUCCAUUUGAUCGAAAAAAUGAGUAACGUUAUAGAAGAUCCAGAACAACAAUUUUUUUAUUGAAAAUGUGUAAACAUGAGUAUUUAUUUACAGCUGAGACAGAUAAAAAUAAAAUGGUCAUGUGUUGAUAAAUGGAGGUAUCACAGUAGAUAAUAUAAAUAAUAUAAUAAUAUGUAUAUUGUAUAGUGUAAAUAGCAUACCAGCUGAUAUUUUAAACAAAUAAAAUGUAUAAUUUGGUCUUAUAAUAAAGUUGUAUUACACCUUCUAGAGAACAAUUAUAUUUAAAAAUUGAUGCAUGGAUAA